AUGAACGGGUCUCUAGCCUUCAGUUCUGGAUGCUUGCUUUUCACCGCAUUGUAUAGGCUUUUGCCCGAGGCGAUGGAGAACCUCAUCCCAACGGAUGACUCGAGUGAUGUGUCGCAGAAAGAGAUCAACACGGUCUUGAUCACGUCAUUUGUUGCUGGAAUUGCUGCCUGCUACAUUUUCAAUCAAAUACUACACCUCAUCACUGCGGAAUCGGUCGUUCAUUGUUCCCACGAUGGUGAGGACAAGAUCGAGACGCUCCCAUACUCCGAGCUCGUGUCACGCCGAGACAGCCAUGAUCACGGACACAGUCACGGUCAUACCGACCUCGAGGAACAACAUGAUACCCAUAGUCAUAGUCAUGGCCACCACGAGGUGAGCCAAGCAGAUGUCUCUGAGUUGGGACCCGCUACCGCUGAAGAGUUAGAGAGCGCUCCACUUUUAGGCCACCGCAAGUCUCAGGGUCUUCUCCACUACUUUGCCCAGACAGAGCAAGACGAUCAGUUGCUCGGAGAAUGUAAGGGUUACACUUCGGCGGAGCUCUGUCUCCACGAUCAUGGAAAGACCAAGCCACACUUCUGCGAGAUUCCUACAAUCCGCAAGAACGAAGGAGAGGAGAGUCUGGCGCUGGCGCUGGGGCAAUCUGAAGAGGACCACCAUCAUGAUCAGCAUGUCCACCACCAUAACCAUCACCAUGACCACGAACACGAGCACAAUCAUAACCAUAGCUUAUCAUUUGCAAGAUCUGCGCUGGAGGUUCAUUCCCAGCACGGUCGUUCCGAGCAUCACCAUCACCACGUCAAUUCACCCCUUUCUCGUCUCAUGCUCAUUGGUGUCCAAACAAUUCUCGCCAUCACUUUGCAUAAAUUCCCUGAGGGAUUUAUCACUUACAUCACCUCCGAAACAGACCCGGAGCUUGGUGUUUCCAUUUUCCUCAGUCUUUUGAUUCACAAUUUCACCGAGGGCUUCUCGAUGUGUUUGCCAUUGUAUUACUCAUUUGCAUCUGGCAAAGCUCGUUGGGCUAAGGUCAAGGCAGUCAGCAUCAGUGCUAUCUUGGGUGGUCUUUCGCAGCCACUCGGUGCACUUGGUGGUUUCAUUUUUUUGAGGGCCAAUCAUGCUGGCAACUCUGAAAUCGACAUUGACAAGCUCAAUUUCAUUUUUGGCAUUACAAUGGCCAUUACAUCGGGUUUUCUUUCGGUGAUCGCCUUAUCUAUGUAUGGCUCGGCCGUGUCCUUCAGUGGGUCGCCCAACUUUGUGAUGAUUUGGUGCAUAAUAGGUAUGUGUAUAAUAGGCGGUCUGUCGCUCAUUUUGGCCAGCGACUAA
Candidozyma duobushaemuli is the source of this 1320-nucleotide messenger RNA. RefSeq names its product Zn(2+) transporter. Bases 1 to 1320 code for a protein of 439 amino acids. Gene Ontology annotation, cellular component: membrane. The transcript has a single exon. Gene Ontology annotation, molecular function: zinc ion transmembrane transporter activity. Gene Ontology annotation, biological process: zinc ion transmembrane transport. The record is from RefSeq and is a predicted model, not a curated record. Lineage: Eukaryota; Fungi; Ascomycota; Pichiomycetes; Serinales; Metschnikowiaceae.